Messenger RNA from Carassius auratus (goldfish), 1875 nucleotides. Its product is annotated as mitogen-activated protein kinase kinase kinase kinase 4. Gene Ontology annotation, molecular function: protein kinase activity; ATP binding. NCBI's taxonomy places the organism in Eukaryota, Metazoa, Chordata, Actinopteri, Cypriniformes, Cyprinidae. Bases 85 to 1464 code for a protein of 459 amino acids. The record is from RefSeq and is a predicted model, not a curated record. Gene Ontology annotation, biological process: protein phosphorylation. The transcript is spliced from 12 exons. Gene Ontology annotation, cellular component: cytosol.
AAAAAAAUAGGCUGCUGACUAAUUAUUUGUUUUCAUCCACAGGGUCGACAUGUCAAAACAGGACAGCUGGCAGCAAUCAAAGUCAUGGAUGUCACAGAGGACGAGGAAGAGGAGAUUAAACUUGAGAUUAACAUGCUGAAGAAAUACUCCCACCACAGAAACAUUGCCACAUACUAUGGUGCUUUUAUCAAUAAGAGUCCUCCUGGACAUGAUGACCAGCUAUGGUUGGUCAUGGAGUUUUGUGGUGCUGGCUCUAUAACAGACCUUGUUAAGAACACCAAAGGCAACAGUUUGAAAGAAGACUGGAUUGCAUACAUCUCCAGAGAGAUUCUGAGAGGUCUGGCCCAUUUGCAUGUCCACCAUGUCAUCCAUCGUGACAUCAAGGGUCAGAAUGUGCUGUUAACAGAGAAUGCAGAGGUGAAACUGGUUGACUUUGGUGUGAGCGCUCAGUUGGACAGGACAGUUGGCAGGAGAAACACUUUCAUUGGCACUCCUUAUUGGAUGGCACCAGAGGUCAUUGCCUGUGAUGAGAACCCAGAAGCGACAUAUGACUAUAGAAGUGACCUGUGGUCAUGUGGUAUCACUGCUAUAGAAAUGGGUGAAGGAGCUCCCCCAUUGUGUGACAUGCAUCCAAUGCGCGCCCUUUUCCUCAUUCCCAGAAAUCCUCCUCCACGACUUAAAUCAAAGAAGUGGUCCAAGAAGUUCUUCAGCUUCAUUGAAACCUGCCUGGUGAAGAAUUACAACCAUCGACCCUCUACUGAGCAACUGUUGAAACAUCCUUUCAUUAGAGACCAACCUAAUGAGAGACAUGUCCGCAUCCAGCUCAAAGACCACAUUGACCGCACUCGUAAAAAGAGAGGAGAGAGAGAUGAGACAGAAUAUGAGUACAGUGGAAGUGAAGAAGAGGGAGAAGAGGCACAAGAACAGGAAGGAGAGGCCAGUUCUAUAGUGAAUGUGCCUGGUGAAUCUACUCUGCGACGUGAUUUCAUUCGGCUGCAGCAGGAGAAUAAGGAGCGUUCAGAGGCACUGAGAAGACAACAGCUCCUCCAGGAACAGCAACUCAGAGAACAAGAGGAAUAUAAACUCCAGUUAUUGGCUGAGAGACAAAAACGAAUUGAACAGCAGAAGGAGCAAAGAAAACGGCUUGAGGAGCAACAACGUCGGGAGCGUGAGAUGAGGCGGCAGCAGGAGCGGGAGCAGAGACGCAGGGAACAGGAGGACAAGAGACACAAAGAGGAAAUGGAACUUAGACGUAAAGAGAAAGAAGAGCACAGGAGGGCUGAGGAGGAAAAGAGGAGGAUUGACCUUGAACAGGAGUUUAUCCACAGGCAGCUCGAGGAUGAGCAAAGACAUCUUGAAAUCCUUCAGCAACAGCUGCUGCAGGAGCAGGCCAAACUACUGGUAUUAAAUCAGUUUUUCAGUUGUUUCAUUGUUUCAGUUCUUCAGGGGGCAUGCUCAGGGUAGUGCUGGUUAAUGCAUGAUGAUAAAAAUAGAGAAAUGGCCUUAAGCAAUUAACCAAAUAAACAGAUAAAAGGGUUCAAAUGGUUCAAAUCACCAAAUGCGAAUAUAAUCAAUGCUGAAACAUGUUACUCACCUGGUAACUUUAUGAAUAGUGGUGAGAAUUUGGGAUUGCUUAGUACUAUCAGAAAAUUGGUAAUGGUUGUGAUUUAAUUAUAUAAAUGUAGGCUACAGUUUGACGCGUUACACACACACAGAGCUUGACAUUAGGGAUGCACCGAUCAUGAUUUUUCAUGGCCGAUUCCGUUACCGAUUUUUUACAAACAAACUGGACGAUUUCCGAUUUCCGAUUUUAAGCAACAAACAAGAAAGAACGAAAGUGUGCAUUAACAAGAUAUUUAGUAUUUAAUAGGCCAA